Ectocarpus siliculosus is the source of this 546-nucleotide messenger RNA. The record is from the annotation of a GenBank genome assembly. Lineage: Eukaryota; Phaeophyceae; Ectocarpales; Ectocarpaceae.
AUGGUUGGAGCACUGAAAAAGAGUACCACGGUACAGAUUAUCAAAGAUUCGGUUCAUGGAGAAGCAGCUCCGGCAGCAGACGGGGGUUUGCCAUCUGCUGCUCCUGAAGCAGACGGGGGUUGGUCAUCAGCUGCUCCUGAAGCAGACGGGGGUUUGCCAUCAGCUGCUCCUGAAGCCGACGGGGGUUUGCCAUCAGCUGCUCCUGAAGCCGACGGGGGUUUGCCAUCAGCUGCUCCUGAAGCCGACGGGGGUUUGCCAUCAGCUUCUCCUGAAGCAGUCGGGGGGCUCCCACCAGCUGGACCGGCAGCAGUCGAGGGGCUCUGUUCGUCCAACCAGCACAUAUCGCACCAGGCGGUCACCGCGUCGUCGGCUGUCUCGUUCAAGGCGUCUAAGCCUGACCAAAACGUCAGGAAAUCGUCAUUGAGAGCUUCUAUGGAGCCGUGGUCUUCGAACACUAGGGCAGCCUCACGACCCUUCCCGCCGCUAGAGUCGUCGAUCCCAUUGCUGUCGCCAUCAUUAGCGAGAGCGGGGGCUGCAACGGGAUGA